Molecule: messenger RNA, 538 nt
Organism: Erigeron canadensis
Lineage: Eukaryota; Viridiplantae; Streptophyta; Magnoliopsida; Asterales; Asteraceae
Product: small polypeptide DEVIL 10
Exons: 1
Coding region: 23-202 (59 amino acids)
Biological process (GO): negative regulation of cell population proliferation
Source: RefSeq, a predicted model, not a curated record
CUUAAAACUAAGCAAAAGCCCAAUGGAUACAUAUACUUACUUAUUCCGAUCGUCGACGGUCUACCGCCGGAGAAUCAGCCGGAAAGCCACUUUUCAGAAGCGUUGCUUAACGAUGGCGAAACAACAUAGGACGAGAUUCUAUAUCCUCCGACGAUGUGUUUCCAUGCUUCUUUGUUGGAACAAUCAUUCUGUUUCCGAUUGAUCAUAAAAUUUAGAAUAUCGAAUUAACAACCAAUUAAUUAAGAAUUUGAUAUCAAUUAUCAGCGGUUGAGCAUAGAGCCCUGCAAGGCCGCAAUGGUUUUCGAGAGGCAACUUUUCGGAAAUGAAUUCAUGAUCAGGUUACCAAGAAGGGUUAUUAAUUAUGAAUGAUAUAGAGGGGAAUAGAAUUAUGAAUUUGUGUAUAUAUGUUGCUAGUGUACGUGUAAUUAGAAGCUAAGUUGAAAUUCUUUUACUUUUGAUUAAAAGAAAAUGUUCAAGGAUCCAAACUUCAUUAUGUAAAUAAUUUGUGAUGAUCAAUAAAUUUUUUUAUUCGAGACAA